AUGAGUAAGUCAUAUUUUGUUACUGGGACUGAUACCGACGUUGGUAAAACUUUUAUUAGUGCUCUAUUGGUAAAAGCAUGGAAAGCAAACUACUGGAAGCCGCUUCAAACAGGGUUGAAUUGUGAUCAAGGAGACACUAAGUUGGUCAAAAGCUUAACUGGAUUACCGGAAGAUCAUUUUAAGAAACCUCAGGUAGAACUACAAAUUCCAUUAUCGCCGUGGAGAGCUGCUUCAGAAGAGGGGGUCCCAACGAUAAAGGUUUCAGAUGUCAUUAUUCCACAAAGCUUUACAGAGAGUGAAAGGCCACUUAUUGUUGAAGGUGCUGGUGGAUUGUAUGUUCCAAUAAAUGAAAUCGAGAUUACAUCGCAUUUGAUAGAACACUUAGAUAUGCCAACAAUUUUGGUAGCCAGAAGUGGAUUGGGUACUUUAAAUCACACCUUAUUGAGUAUUGAGCAUAUGAAAUCUAGAGGAAUCAAAAUCGCAGGAAUUGUCUUGAAUGGUGAAAUAAAUUCCGGAAAUGCUGAAACAAUCCAACAUUUUGCACCUGAUGUCCCUAUUAUUGCCCAAAUACCACUCCAAAAGGAUGGUGAUUUGGAGAGCUUGAUUGAUUUGGUACCAUCUAUUGACAAGAUUUAG
Molecule: messenger RNA, 636 nt
Organism: Hyphopichia burtonii NRRL Y-1933
Lineage: Eukaryota; Fungi; Ascomycota; Pichiomycetes; Serinales; Debaryomycetaceae
Product: dethiobiotin synthase
Exons: 1
Coding region: 1-636 (211 amino acids)
Biological process (GO): biotin biosynthetic process
Molecular function (GO): dethiobiotin synthase activity; ATP binding; magnesium ion binding
Source: RefSeq, a predicted model, not a curated record